Molecule: messenger RNA, 342 nt
Organism: Porites evermanni
Lineage: Eukaryota; Metazoa; Cnidaria; Anthozoa; Scleractinia; Poritidae
Source: the annotation of a GenBank genome assembly
AUGGUGCUUAACCUUGUUCAGCUUGAAGAAAGCCUCGUUUUUCAAACAGGCCAAGAUGUGAUGGCGGGCAACGGUGUAGUAUUGUUUGGAAUGAGCCCUGGAAAUCCAUAUUUUAAAUCUCAUGUUAUUGAGGACUAUGUGCAAUACUUGGGGAAGGAAGAAAGACGAAUCAUUGUUGUUGUACCACAGCAGCCAGCUGAACAUACGUACAGAGCUCUGGGAAGUAAAGAUGCUGUGAAACGAGCCAAGAAAAACUCCAGUCAGCUCAAGUCGCACUGCAGAAGAGCUAUUGAUAGGGUAUGUACAGAAAACAUUAUAAUACUGUCACUGAUUAAUUCUUGA